Mya arenaria is the source of this 5021-nucleotide messenger RNA. RefSeq lists its product as uncharacterized. Gene Ontology annotation, biological process: protein phosphorylation. Bases 127 to 4740 code for a protein of 1537 amino acids. Gene Ontology annotation, molecular function: ATP binding; protein binding; protein kinase activity. Lineage: Eukaryota; Metazoa; Mollusca; Bivalvia; Myida; Myidae. The transcript is spliced from 27 exons. The record is from RefSeq and is a predicted model, not a curated record.
UAUAGACUGAUGUACAAAGGUGAGCGCCGACCUUUUUCCCACAAAAUGAAUAUAAAAUAAACAGUUUAAGGCGGUUUCCACAGACAGCAGACCUGAUUCAUCUGCGAGUGCAUUAAAUGCUGAAAGAUGGUAUUAGACACAAAAUACAAGAUAACGGUCUACACUGGGGACAAACCAGGGGCUGGAACAGACGGCAACGUGUACAUCAUCCUGUUCGGAGAAAAUGGUGACUCGGGAGAGAAAUUCCUUGAUAGCAAGGAGAACAACUUUGAAAGAAAAAAGCAAGACCAGUUUGUCAUUGAAACCCCAUGUCUCGGAAGGUUGGACAGGAUACGCAUCGGCCAUGAUUAUGGAGGGAUCAGCCGUAGCUGGUUUCUGGAUAAGGUUAUCAUUUACGACUGUGACAAUUCCAUUACCUACACGUUUCAAUGCCAACAGUGGUUGUCGAUGGAUGAGGACGAUGGUCAGAUUUUCCGAGACCUUUUUCCCGGCUACUCAUACAUUAUUACCGUUUCGACGGGGGACUAUCCAAACGCCGGAACAGACGCCAAUGUGUUCGUUCUUCUACACAAUGGCAAGAAAAAACAAGACAGCGGUAAGGUCUGGCUAUCGGACUGGAAGUUUAAGCGUGGAAUGGCAGAGAUAUUCGACAUCAAUUUGCAGUUGAUGUUAAGUCCGCUAACAAGCUUGAAGAUUGGGCAUGAUGACACUGGUUUGGAAACAGGCUGGUACUGUGAACAGGUGAUAGUGUAUUGUCCAAACACAGGGAUAGAGCAGUUCUUCCCGUGCCGCAAAUGGCUGUCGACGUCCGAAGAUGAUGGGUUGAUACAGAGAACACUAUACGAAGAUACAGGAAGGAGAAAGAAGAAGGACAAGAAGAAUACAUGGAACGUCUGGGUGAAGACAAGCGACAUCAACAGUGCUGGAACCACUGCCAAUGUCCGCAUCUGUCUCUACGGAAAGAAGGGAAAAUCGAAGGAAAUCCAACUAGACAAUAAGGGGGACUUUAAGAAGGGGCACGUCGACCAUUUCAAGGCGCAUAUUGAGGAGAUUGGGACUCCAUACAAACUCCGCGUGUAUCAUGAUAACACGGGGUGGGCAGCCGGCUGGCAUCUGGAUAGGAUUAACAUGGAGAUAGUGGGUGCAAAGGAGAAAUAUGCAUUUAAAUGUAACCGCUGGCUGGCAGACUAUAAAGAUGACUUCUCAAUUGUACGAGAGCUUCCUGCGCAGGGACCUGGCAUUAAAAACCCACUACCAUUGGAGAAAUACAAGGUCCAGGUGUUUACGGGAACCAAGAGCAUGGCGGGAACAAACGCCAAUGUGUAUGUCAACAUAUUUGGGGAACGGGGAGAUACCAGUGUCAGGUUCCUGAAAAAGUCACAAAAUAUGGACAAAUUUGAAAGGGGAAAGAUGGAUGAAUUUGUGCUUGAGGCUGUAUCAGUUCUUAAGCUGACGAAGAUACGUAUUGGACAUGAUGGGAAGGGAAUUGGUGCAGGCUGGUAUCUCGAUAAGGUUGUUGUUUCACAGAUAGGAGAGAAAAAAUACAACCAGGAGUUUGUAUGUCAGAGAUGGCUAGCAGUGGAUAUGGACGAUGGUUUAAUUGAGCGGGAAAUUACGGCAUCAGGAGCCCAGAUGUUAGCUAAGUUGUUAGACCCUGAGCAACAACCCAUGGAAAUUGAGACACGAACAAUCUACGAAAGAGAAAGGGGCUCUAGUGGUCAGCCAGGAGUUGGUACAAUUGCUAUACAAGUGCGUUCAGGGGAAGGGAAAGGUGAACCUAUGGAUACUAGCUUUGAAAACCUGCCAGCACACAAUGUGAUGGAUGCUCAAAUAGAUGAAGUGAGACAUUUUCGAGGUAUAUCCGAUACACAGCCACAUAUUGAACCGCGUUUUAGAGGCACUCCAGCUAUACCAUCACAGACUGAGCCGCGCCCAAAAAAUGAGCUGCAAUUUGGAGAAACUAAACCUCUGUCACAUCCAAAUGGUUUAGAUUCACCUUUGGAAGGACUAAGCAAAACUUUGAAGGUGGUGAUUAAAAGAGAUUUGUUUGACGGCCGUCUUAUCAGUCUCGAUGAAUCACAAAUUAAAGAAAUCAUGAAAGUUGGAAAUAUAAAAGAAAUACUUCUCAAGGCGAAAGGCGCUCAAGUAUUUGCUACCCAAGAAAAGGUUCCAGUCUUCAAUACAAAGUUGGUGAUAAAGCAAUUGCAAAUAGAUAAAAUUGAUGUAGAUAGAAUGAAGUCUAUCACAAAUGAAAAGCUUGCGUCCAGGAUUCUUCAUUUUGGGAUAGUUCCAUUGCUUGCCUUUUAUGAUGAUUUGCAUAUAGAUCAGCAUGUGACGGGAUACUACUAUUUUGUGUCACCGUAUUUUGAGGGAGGAACUCUCUUUAAAGCAAUCAAAGAAGACACUGCAAUAAUAGAUUCCUCAGACGGACAUGUAAGAAUGUGUCACAAAACGAGAUUAAAGAUUAUCUACCAAGUGGCUUCUGCAAUUAGUUAUCUGCAUACUCCUGUAGAGGGGUUCAGGAACGAUGUCUUGCAUAUGGACAUAAAGUCCCCAAACAUAGUCCUGGAUUUGAUGUACAAUGCAAGAUUGAUCGAUUUUGGAUUAGCAAGAGAGAUGAAGGAACCCAAUGACUCACUCUUGCUCACUGAGAGCACAAUUUGCGGAACUGAAGGCUACCAUCCAACAACAAAAUUUAAUCGUUUGACCAAAUUCCAUGACUACCACAACUUUGGAGUCGUGAUAAGAGAACUGCUUACGGGACUUCACCCAACAUUAAGGGUUAAAGAUAGCACUCUACGGACAAUGUCAAAAUUUUCCUUGACGAGCAUGAUUCAGAAGAAGAUCUGGAGAAAGAGCAAACUUUCUGAUGAACUUUCUGAUGACUUAUUGACCUUGGCAGAAAGUUGUAUUGAGAGCAUAGCACAGAAUGCAGUAGAAAACACUUUCAAGAUCUCCGAUAUCCUAAAUAAACUUGAUUCACUGAUGCGCGAAGAAAGUGCAGACAAGUGGACAAGAACUGCUGCGAAAGAUUGCGAAAAGUGCGAAGUGUGUGUUGUAAAUAAUGCUGUGGAAGAAAGUGGGUAUCUGGAACAUGAUCCACCAUUAUGUCAGCUGAAAAUCAACGUGUGCGCAUCUUGCAUGAGAAAUUCAUUUUUGAAUCCCAUCAUGUGUCACACUUGUGGAAAUAAGUUGCGACCAUUCAUUGGUGAAAACUGGGGAGCCAUUUUGAUAGCAGGAAAUGACAAGAGAGAGAAGGUAGCAGAGUCCUUUACCGAGGAUGUGUCUAGACUCAGAGAUGUUAUCACAAGCAGAAGUGUUCCGGUCAUGUGUAUCAGGAAAGAGAAGAUUGAAGUCGUAGCACCAAUAAAACCAGGAAAUGAAGACAAUGAGAUGUGGAUCAAAGUUCAACGUGCUUUUGGAAAACUAAAAAAGCAAAAUAUCACAACUCUUAUGGUGGCAUACUCAGGUCAUCAUGGGUUCCGGGCAAAACAAAAAGCAGAGGGCACAAACGAUACAGAUCAAUCCCAAAAUGGUCUUGAGCGAAGUGAGCCAGAAAAAGCAGAUAUUUUACAAGAAGAGGGCAUCUUCAUUCUCAGUGAAAAUGAAUCAAUGAAAGAUGUUGAUUUGUGCAAUGAAAUACAGCAGUUAACAACUGUUGACAAAGUUCUUGUAUUUGAAGACUGUUGUCAUGGUGAUGCCAUGACACAUGCAUUGAAGGGCAAAAGGGUAGUGCAGUUCAACAGCAGUACUACGAGGACAAAAUCAUUGGUCAACUCUAGUCAGAAAAAAAGCCAGUUUAUUGAUGCAUUAAUAAAAGCACUUACGGCAACCGAUGACAAGAAACGUGAAGGUGAAUUGUACCAACACGCGAACUGCCAGCUGUGUGUAAACAUUGCCGACGAAUUGUUUAAGAAAACCUUUCUGACAUUGGAGACUUUGCAUAUAUUUAUUUCAAAUUAUAUUGAUCACUGUAAAAGUACUGGAUUGAAAAGCGUUAGUCAUCCGACAUUUUCAACACAGAAUAUAUUGGGAAAAGACUCUAUUUUGGCCUACCGAUACCAUUUCCCGGUUGCCUUUCACUUCAAGAUAAAGAAACCAAAAGGUGUAGAAAUUAAGUCUGAACUAAUUUUCCUGAAUGAAUAUGAAAAUUUGCUAAAGCUGAAGGAAUUCUUAUUGCGGAAACUGUUAGGUGAUGAUGAUACUACCAAAUACCUCGUUGAAAAAGAUCAAUUGAAGGCCUAUGCUGCCGUUGUUAGCAUUCAAGUAGAAACGGGACCUAGAGAAGUCCAUUUGAAUGAGAUUGAUUCUCUUGAACAGGCCUCUGCAGCCUGGACAUCUCGAAGGGAACUGAUUGCACAAAUUCGAAAUGUUACGAAAAUUGACUUUCAGAACCAUGCGGCUGACAUCGUGUCACCAAAAGAGGUUGAAGUCAUUUUCAAGGAAUUGUGCUUAAAGCCACAACAUUGCGCUUUUAACCCGUCAGAGGAGCAAGUGAGGUUAUUAAUAGACGCAGAUAACCUUCAACAUUGUGUCAAACAAAUCCAUGGAAAACUAGAACGUUUUGGUAUCAGCCAAAGCCUGGAUCAUAUAGACAGAGUCCUCCGCAAAAAACAUGACGAUGUUUCAAAUGUGAAGGUUCACAUUGUUCUUCCAAAAAUAAAUGUCAGUGGUAAACGACAAUUCGGGCCAUUAAUUUUGUAUCAGCUGCAGAGACCAAGUGCGGAAAAGGAAAGCUAAAUGUCAAAAGAGGACGUGCACUUCCACAAAUUAACAUCACAUGUAUACACAGAUACAAUCACCCCAAACACCACAAACUCAAAUACAAACACUACAAACCAUACCCUCAUCAAAAUUGCUUUACCGUUAAUUGCGAUUUCCAUCUCAUUUCCUUUAUGUAUGUGCCCAUUGUUAAAUGUCUGUCAUGUUAGACUCAGCUGAGCAAAUUUAGAUUAGUUUUGUGUUCUCAAUAAAAUCGAAAAUAUUACAUGUCUAGUCUUUUAAUAAUCGAAGAAAUCAAU